Molecule: messenger RNA, 806 nt
Organism: Zingiber officinale
Lineage: Eukaryota; Viridiplantae; Streptophyta; Magnoliopsida; Zingiberales; Zingiberaceae
Exons: 1
Coding region: 32-709 (225 amino acids)
Source: RefSeq, a predicted model, not a curated record
AUUUCUAAGAAUUCUUCUUCUAUUCACGAUCAUGAAACAAGCCUUGAAGUCGAUCGAGAUGGAUAAGUUUCAAGCUCAAGGUGCCAAGAAGGUUUGCAGAAGAAGUGACCACUUCGUACUAACGAUCCAAAUUCUUCUCCGAGCUGCGCUGGUUGGCAUGGCGCUUUACGGCCCCCAUUUGCUCAUUAAGCUUUGCGCCUCUAUGAAAUUACUAUUUUCAGUUUGGCUUCCGAGCCUCUGGGCGCCAAAGUUCGCGUUCGCAGUGUGCAACUUCAUCAUCGUCUUCCUCGUAAGGCAGUCAAGGCCACCCGCGCCUGACAUCUACCACGAGUACGCCGCGAUGCAAGGCCAUUGCUCGCAGCGUAUUGUGGCUGCUGAAUCAGUUAACGUGCGGAAGGAGAUGCAAUUCGUGGUAGCAGCAGAGGAUGAGCCUUUUGUCGAAGUAGAGAAGGUAGGAGAAGAGAAGGCCGAGCCUUUCGUUGAGGUAGCCGAUGUUGAAUCUUCAUCGACUAGUGUAGACGAAGUUGAUGAAAUUGUGGUGGUGAAAAAGGAAGAAGAAGAGACAUGCGAAGGGGAAGAGGAUGGAGUAGUAUCGGAGGAAGAGGAAGGUUGGACAGUUGAGGAAUUGAACAGGAGAGUGGAGGAAUUCAUUGCAAAGUUCAACAUGCAGAGCAGGAUGGAAGCCAGAAUGCUUAUUUGCUGCCAUUGAAGUGAACAAAUUUAGUUUAGCAUGUAAAAAAAAGUGUUUAAAAUUGUUCAAAAUUAGAUGCAUGUGUCAAAUAACUGGCACUUAAUUUGUUUGAUUA